AUGGGGGACAACUACUUGUUGGACGACGAAGGCGAACCGACCGUGGACCUCGACGAACGGGAGCCCUCCCCUGAGCCCCAGCCCUACGAAGACCUCGUUGACGACCUUGGCGACGGCGGCGAUUGGACCCGCGGCCGCUCCCCGACCCCCGUCCACGGCGACGACGGCGGGGCGGGGUCCUCCUCCAAGCCCCGGAAGCGCCUCCUCAAGAAGGGCGGCGGUGGUGGCAUGCCCGGCGACGACGGGCUGGAUGACUUUGGGUUGGAGGACGAUGACGCGGACCCCGCGGCUGAGGCGAGGAAGAGGAAGGGCUCGUCGGCGCUGAGGGACCUCGCGAGGGGCGGGGCGGGCAAGGAGAAGAAGGAGAAGAAAAGGCGGAGGGAGGACGACGGCAGGGGGAGGGAUAGUGGGAAGGUGAGGGACAGGCGGGGAUCAGGAGGGAUGGACUCAGGCGGUAGGGAGGACCAGGAUGAUGGGGAGAGGGAGAUCCAGGAGCUCUGGGAUACCAUUGCCGGUGGUGACUCAGAGGAUGACCAAGAAGGUGUUAGAACUGUAGACGAUGAUAAUUUCAUUGAUGACACUGGGGUUGAUCCAGCUGAUCGUUAUGGCAGCGAUAAUGAGCGGCAUUCACCUGGACGUUAUGCACAGGCUGAGGAGGGUGAGGAGGACGAUGAAAUUGAGCGACUCUUCAAGGGUGGUAAGAAGAAGAAGAAGAAUGAUCGCCCUCGUGCAGAUAUUGGUCUUAUAGUGGAACAAUUCAUUGCCGAGUUCGAGGUAGCAGCCGAAGAAGAUGCGAACUUGAAUAGGCAAUCAAAGCCAGCCAUUAAUAAACUUAUGAAGCUUCCUCUGCUCAUAGAUGUUCUCUCCAAGAAGAAUCUUCAGCAGGAAUUUCUUGACCAUGGAGUUCUCACUCUUCUAAAAAAUUGGCUUGAGCCAUUACCUGACGGAAGCAUGCCAAACAUGAAUAUUCGAUCUGCUGUACUGAAAUUAUUAACUGAUUUUCCAAUUGACUUGGAACAAUAUGACCGAAGAGAGCAGCUUAAGAAAAGUGGCCUGGGAAAGGUCAUCAUGUUUUUGUCCAAAUCUGACGAGGAGACUACUGCAAAUAGGAAAUUGGCUAAGGAGCUGGUUGAUAAAUGGAGUCGACCAAUAUUCAACAAGAGCACAAGAUUUGAGGACAUGAGGAGAUAUGAUGAGGAUGAAAGAGCACCUUACAGGCGGCCACAAAUGAAGAAACCUUCGUCGAGUAGCUCUGGAAUGGAAUCCAGAGAUGAUGAUCUUGAUGCUGACUUUUCACAACGCAAGUCUGGGCAAAGUAGUUCAAGGCAGCAUGCUUCUAGGCCAGAAGCCUCGCCUUUGGACUUUGUCAUUCGUCCACAGUCCAAAAUUGACCCUGAGCAGAUACGAGCUCGUGCUAAGCAGGCUGUCCAAGACCAGCGUCGGCUGAAGAUGAACAAGAAAUUGCAGCAGCUGAAAGCGCCCAAGAAGAAAAACCUUCAGGCGUCGAAGCUCAGCGUGGAAGGCCGUGGCAUGAUCAAGUACCUGUAG
Messenger RNA from Miscanthus lutarioriparius, 1548 nucleotides. Lineage: Eukaryota; Viridiplantae; Streptophyta; Magnoliopsida; Poales; Poaceae. The record is from the annotation of a GenBank genome assembly.